CCUAGCUGGUGAGAGCCUAAAAUAUUGUCCAUACAUCCAUCCUUGUUGCACAACACAACACAACACAACACAACACAGGGCUGAGGUCAAAGGUGCCAAUGGCCAAUUUGGCCAUUUCAUCCUGAUCCUGAUCGUUGUCACUGGCCUCGAGUGCAUGUAUGGACGUAGUAGUAUGGACUGCACUGCCUCAAUCUAAAAGAAGCGUGUUGGUGGAUGGAUGGAUUAAUUGAUUAAUUGAUGGAUGGAUUGAUCAUGGCUCGUGUCCAUGGAGGCGCCCGGCAUUCGAGUCAGUGAAGGUAUUCGCCGCUCAUAGAUAGAGCCCCCCGCCCAGUGGGCCCCGCCGGACACCAUGGCUGGCUUGGCCGAAGUGUGGCCCCCCGGUCCGGAAACACCCGAGUCCAUGCCACCGUUCCUUGGGAGUGGAACGUCGGACCCGGUUACGGGGGGUGGCCGAGCCGGUGCCUUUCGAAGCCCGCGCCCUGGCCCACGGCUCCCGUCGGCCCCUGGUCUGAGCCGGCCCGCCUCAGCCCCGGGCAGUCCGCCCCACGAGAAGUACGCCGGGCUGGGCUUGAGCUUGGCCGGUCUGUUGGUCGAGCAUAUCGUGUCGCACCCGUGGAUCGUGCUCCGUCGUCAGUGUCAGGUCCACACGGCCUCGGUGCGGGCUCAUCACACACCCGUGACGUUGGUGCCCGUCAUGCUGCAAGUGAGUCGGUGGCAAGGCACGGGCGCUUGGUGGAAGGGCUUGGGCUCCACCCUGACCGUCCGCGGACUGACCUUGGCCGUGGAAGAUUGCACCAGCAAAUUUACGCCGUGGCCCAAAGCCGUGGAUCGCCGGUCUUCUUUGCGCUCGCUGGGCCAACACCUGCUGCUCAAAGGCGUGGCCCUGGCCGUGCUGACGCCGUUCUACUCGGCCAGUUUGGUGGAGAGUGUGCAAAGCGAGAUCGCCAGUGAGCGUCCGGGCGUGCUCGACGUGUUCAAGGAAGGCCUGGCCCGUCUCUUCAACUACGCCGCGCCCCACUCGAGUCGGAUGUUGCCCGUAUGGAUCCUGAUCCCGUCCACCGUGGUGCACGGCUUGUGCCAUUAUGUGCUGUUCAUGAUUGGCCGCGGUCUGACUUUGGCCGCCUGUCAACGCCAUCAUAAACGCGUGCAAAUGUCCAAGGGCGCCAUUGCUAAAGAGCCGGCCGCGCCCACCGUCACCACCCAUUACCACGAGCAAGUGUCCGUGUUGUUGGGCCAUUUAGCCGCGGAUGUCGUGCUUUUCCCGGUGGAAACCAUACUCCAUCGUCUGCAUCUCCAAGGUUGCCGCACCAUCAUCGACAACCUGGACUCGGGUCGGGAAGUCAUUCCGAUUCUGACCCGCUACGAAGGCUUUUGGGACUGCUGGUCGGUCGUGUUGUACGAGGAAGGCUGGUCAGGGCUAUUCAAAGGCUUUGGGGCGCUGCUGCUUCAAUACGGCAUUCACUUCGCUCUCUUACGCAUCGGCGCUACGGCCAUUGACGAGGUGUUGAAGUUGCUCAACCCAGAUGCGGCCUCGACGGGCGAAAUCAAAGACGUGUUGGCGACGCCGCCACCGCCUCCUCGUUCAACCGUUAAUGUCACGCCCAUUCGCGGCUCUUCCACGCCCUCGUCCUCGUCGGUCUGGGCCAGCUCUAGUUUGCCCACCAACGGAGAUGAUAUUUCCACUGGCCCCCGGGAAAUUCCCCCGGUGCCGCCCCUCGAUCGCCAUCAAUUCAGUUCCCCUCAUUGGGUUAGUCAGAACAAGAACGAGUAGUAACUAUGAUCAAGUCCCGCAAGAAGUUGGGAUUAACAUUCUAUUUGAAUGAAAAUCGUGGUGAUGCCACGAAAUGCAUAGAAUAUAUGAAUAAAAACAAAUGCAGUAGUAAUAUAA
Molecule: messenger RNA, 1888 nt
Organism: Tigriopus californicus
Lineage: Eukaryota; Metazoa; Arthropoda; Copepoda; Harpacticoida; Harpacticidae
Product: mitochondrial outer membrane protein SLC25A46-like
Exons: 1
Coding region: 350-1771 (473 amino acids)
Biological process (GO): mitochondrial membrane fission; mitochondrial fission
Cellular component (GO): mitochondrial outer membrane
Source: RefSeq, a predicted model, not a curated record